Helianthus annuus (common sunflower) is the source of this 2466-nucleotide messenger RNA. RefSeq names its product microtubule-associated protein 70-2. Lineage: Eukaryota; Viridiplantae; Streptophyta; Magnoliopsida; Asterales; Asteraceae. Bases 185 to 2014 code for a protein of 609 amino acids. The transcript has 11 exons. The record is from RefSeq and is a predicted model, not a curated record. Gene Ontology annotation, molecular function: microtubule binding. Gene Ontology annotation, biological process: cytoskeleton organization.
ACUUCAAACAUUUUUCAAAUCUUGAGAGAGAGAGAAAAAGUGAGCGACUCUAUAUAUUUAGAAAGAGAUCAUCACUCUCCUUGUUACUACUAUACGUAUACCUGCAUCUGUAUCUACAUUCGCAUAAAUCCUAGGGUUUGAUAUACAACAGCUAUUGAUGUGUAACUGAUUACAGAUCCAACUAAUGGAAGAUUUAACCGUCAACGGCGGCAAUAACAUCGCCGGAAAUGUACGCACUCCGAUGGCCGAAACGACGACGUUUAAUGCGUCGCGAUCGUUCAGGGAAGGAGGUAGGGUUUCCGGCACCGGUAGUCGUCGGAGAACUGCGGUGAGACCUAGUUUAGACGCCGAUGAGUUUAUGAAUCUGCUGCACGGUUCGGAUCCGGUGAAGGUUGAGCUUAAUCGGUUGGAAAAUGAAGUUAGAGAUAAGGAUAGAGAAUUGGGGGAAGCACAAGCGGAGAUCAAGGCGCUUCGGUUAUCGGAACGGUUGAGGGAGAAAGCUGUUGAAGAGUUGACUGACGAAUUGUCCAAGGUAGAUGAGAAGCUGAAACUGGCGGAGUCUCUUCUAGAAAGCAAAAAUCUUGAGAUCAAGAAAAUCAAUGAUGAGAAAAGAGCAUCAAUGGCAGCUCAAUUUGCAGCAGAAGCCACUCUUAGAAGAGUUCAUUCUGCUCAAAAAGACGAUGAUAUGCCACCAAUUGAAGCCAUCCUUGCACCGUUGGAGGCUGAGCUCAAGCUUGCUCGACAAGAGAUUUCAAAGCUACAGGAUGACAACAAAGCAUUAGAAAGAUUGACCAAGUCAAAGGAGGCUGCUCUAAUUGAAGUCGAGAGGACCGUUCAGGUUGCUUUGGCAAAGGCUUCUAUGGUGGAUGAUCUUCAGAACAAGAACCAGGAGUUGAUGAAACAGAUAGAAAUCUGUCAGGAGGAAAAUAAAAUCAUUGAUAAAAUGCAUCGCCAAAAGGUUGCUGAGGUGGAAAAGCUUACACAGACUGUACAUGAGCUUGAAGAAGCCGUUCUUGCUGGUGGUGCUACUGCAAAUGCAGUGAGGGAUUACCAGCGGAAAGUUCAAGAGAUGAAUGAUGAACGAAAAACUCUGGACAGAGAGCUAGCUCGUGCUAAAGUUACUGCUAAUCGAGUGGCAACUGUCGUAGCUAAUGAGUGGAAAGAUGCUAAUGAUAAAGUGAUGCCAGUAAAACAAUGGCUUGAUGAAAGAAGAUUCUUGCAGGGUGAGAUGCAACAGUUGCGGGAUAAGCUAGCCAUAACUGAGCGUGCUGCAAGAUCCGAAGCACAGUUAAAAGAAAAAUAUCAAUUGCGACUUAGAGUGCUGGAAGAUACCAUAAGGUCACCUAACCCUAUCAAGCGUAGCAACUCAUUUGAUGGAAAAAGCAUCAUCAACGGUCCUUCACGACGCCAGUCUUUAGGUGGAGCUGACAACUUUACCAAAUUGCCCUCCAACGGUUUGCACAAAAGAUCACCAUCUUUUCAGAUGAGAUCUGCACUUUCUGCUGGUUCAAGUUCUAUACUAAAACACGCAAAAGGUACAUCAAGGUCAUUCGAUGGUGGUACAAGAUCUGUCGACAGGAGUAAACCUAUUUCAAGUGGAUCCAACAGUCCUACUUUUAACCUUACGAAAACCCCAGAUGAAAAACCGAGUGAAUUCACAGGAACGGAAGUUGAAGAUACUGUACCGGGUUUGUUGUAUGAUUUGCUACAAAAAGAGGUGAUUUCUUUGCGGAAAUCUGGGCAUGAGAAGGAUCAAAGUCUCAAAGACAAGGAUGAUGCCAUUGAGAUGUUAUCAAAGAAAGUAGAUACAUUAACCAAGGCUAUGGAGGUCGAGGCAAAAAAGAUGAGACGAGAGGUAGCUGUAAUGGAGAAAGAAGUAGCUGCUAUGCGUGUCCAUAAAGAACAAGAUAAUAGGGCAAAACGGUUCGGGAGCUCCAGGGGUUCUACCAAUAGUUCUCAAAUAAAUCCAGCCAGGAAUAUGACACGAGGCGGGUUGACAAGGAGCACCCAAUAAUUUACAACAGAUUCACCGGGUUUCUUCUCCAACCUUUUCUUUUCACUCUUAUCAAGAUGGAUCUGGUGUCUUCCAGGACCGUGAAGAUUAAAAAAAUGGGUCGGGUUGAAAAAGUCGGUCUGGUGGGGGCCUAAUAUGGUAUUCUGUCUUACUAAUCAGCAGAGAAAUGAGUGGAGGGACUGUAAAGCUGAGCUAAACGCUCAGCAUGCUUGUGUAGUUGUGUGAGGGUAUAGGUGGCUCUGGUAUGGGUUGAAACAGGUUGGGUUGACCCGUUUUGGAAAUUUGCAGUUCAUUGUUUUGUUAUCAGCUUCUGGUGUUUUCAUCCAGGUUUGUUAAUAUUGUUGUAAUCAGAUGAAGAAAGGGAAAGAAGUUUGAGAAGUAGUUCUAUAAUUGUGUGUUGUAUUCGUAGGGUUUGCUGAUUUAGUAGUUAUACAACUCUUGUUUAUGUGCUC